UUAGGAUCACAGAACAAUGAUGCCAAAAGACAGUUUCUUCUAGAGCGGUUACUGGAUGCAGUUAAGCAGUGUCAAAUCCGGUUUGGAGGAAGAAAAGAAAUUGCUUCAGAUUCUGAUAGCAGAGUGACUUGCCUGUGUGCUCAGUUUGAAGCUGUGUUUCAGCAUGGUUUGAAGAGGAGUCGUGGAUUAGCGUUAACAGCAGCAGCGAUCAAACAGGCAGCAGGCUUCUCCAGUAAAACUGAAACGGAGCCAGUGUUUUGGUACUACGUGAAAGAAGUUUUGAAUAAACAUGAACUACAGCGUUUUUACUCUUUAAAAACAAUUACUACAGAUAUUGGCAGAGGCCGUGCCUGGUUGCGCUGUGCAUUAAAUGAGCAUUCUCUGGAAAGAUACGUUCAUAUGCUGCUUGCAGAUAAAAAUCGACUUAGCGUCUUCUAUGAAGAUUGGUCUUUUAUGAUGGACGAAGAGCGUUCUAGUAUGAUCCCAACCAUGGCAGCUGGUCUAAACUCCAUUCUUUUUGCAAUCAACAUUGACAACAAAGAUUUAAAUGGGCAGAGCAAAUGCACUCCUACAGUUUCUGACCUUUUAAAGGAAUCCACACAAAAUGUAACCUCACUGCUGAAAGAAUCCACCCAAGGUGUUAGCAGCCUUCUGAGAGAGAUAACUGCAUCUUCUGCUGUUUCCAUUCUCAUCAGAUCUGAUCAGGACACUGACCCACUUCCAGUCCUAUCAAAGACUGCCAAUGCUGAUUUAAAAUGUAAAAAAGAGCGAAAGAAGAAGAAGAGGGUGACACACAUUAUCUCAUUUGAUGAAGAGGAGGAUGAGCAAAACUUUGGAGAAAUCCUAAAGACAUCAGUUACAGGAGAAAGCUCAGAGGAAAACUCUGAUAGAUCUUCACUUUUUGCACUACCUUCCUCUGAAGGCUCUCUUGGACAAAAUCUGAAUGGGAAUCAGAAUAGCCAUUUGUGGAAAAGCAGUUCUCCAUGCUUGAAUGGAGAGUAUGGUUACCAGAAGCUGGAUGUGAAGAGUAUUGAUGAUGAAGAUAUAGAUGAAAAUGAAGAUGAAAUUUAUGGAAAGGUAUUAGGAAAUAAAGACAUGGAAGAUUACAUAGAAAUUUCUGAAAAGCCACAGGAAGGGGGCACAUGCAAUUCACAAAUAGGCAGUUGGACUCCCCUGCAGGUCCUGAAUGAUGAUUCACAUAUUCUGUUCCCUGUCAGUGCUCUUGACUCUUAUUCCCAAACUGAUGCCUUGGAGAAUGGAGAUGGACAUGAUAGUGCUGUUCUUGCAGUAGAACUGGCUCAGAGGGGAUCUGAACUCCCUUUCAGAGUGGAAGUUAAUCCUGCUGUUCAAGUGAAUGCUUUAAGCAAUAUGUUGCCUUCAGUCACUGUUCCAGAAUCAAUGACAAUUAAUGAACUUCGGCAAGCUAUUGUGGCCAUGAUGAACAGAAAGGAUGAACUGGAAGAACAGAACAGAUCUCUGCGAAACCUGCUUGAUGGAGAGAUGGAGCAUUCAGCAGCACUCAGGCAAGAAAUAGACAACUUGAGAAAGAAAGUAGCAGAGCAGGAAGAGCGACAUGCAGCAAAGAUCCAGGCAUUGACAAGAGAGAAUGAGGUGCUAAAAGUACAACUAAAGAAGUAUGUAGGAGCUGUCCAGAUGCUGAAAAGAGAAGGUCAAAUGGUAGAAGUUCUGCCCAACCUUUGGAACAUUGAAGGUGAAUUUACCAUUCCUGAGCAAAAGCAAGUGGAAAACAAUGAAGAACUAGCUAGUUCUUAUGAAAGAAAAUUGAUUGAGGUGGCAGAAAUGCAUGGGGAGCUUAUAGAAUUCAAUGAGAGACUUCACCGUGCUCUGAUGGCUAAAGAAGCUCUUGUGUCCCAAAUGAGACAGGAACUCAUUGAUUUGAGAGGGCCGGUCCCUGGAGAUUUGAGUCAAACAUCUGAAGACCAGAGUUUGUCAGAUUUCGAAAUAUCUAAUCGCGCUCUUAUAAAUGUUUGGAUUCCCUCAGUCUUUCUCCGUGGAAAAGCUGCUAAUGCAUUCCAUGUUUAUCAGGUAUAUAUCAGGAUAAAAGAUGAUGAAUGGAAUGUGUAUCGAAGAUAUGCAGAAUUCAGAAGCUUACAUCACAAAUUACAGAAUAAAUACCAAGUGAGGACUUUUAACUUCCCACCAAAAAAGGCAAUUGGAAACAAGGAUGCAAAGUUUGUAGAGGAGCGGCGCAAACAACUACAGAAUUAUUUAAGAAAUGUUAUGAACAAAGUUAUUCAAACUGUGCCAGAAUUCACAGCCAGCCCCAAAAAAGAGACUCUUAUUCAACUGAUGCCCUUUUUUGUUGAUAUUCAACCUGGUGGAGAACCAGUAAAUAAAGGCAGUCGCUCAAGGGUGACUACCCGCUUUCCAAAGCUAUCACGGAGCCAUCAAAGAGAGCCACGGAAUCUGGAGCCUCAAAGUGGUGACCUCUGACUUCAUAACUGUGAACACCAGCACCAUGUACUUUAAACAGUCCUGUGAUUUCUUCCCAUCCUGCACUGUUGAUUAUAUAAGCUCCUUGGGAGAAUACAGGUGCUUCAAGUUAAUUCCUGAAAAGAGACGCUCAAUACCAAGGUUCAUCAUUCUGAUCAGAUAGGUCACUUUUGAAGGCAGCAGUCAUUUCCCAAAGGAAUAUGAGGGCUGCUCACUAGAGCCUCAGCAAAUUGAUAUACAUUUCCUUUGUUUUGUAAAACAGUACAUAUUUCCUUUGUUCUUAUCUUCUCCUCUGCUACUAUGAAUCCUUUGUUUGUUUUGUAGAAUCUCUCUCAUCUACCCUCAUAUCAUCUUUUUAUGUUCCUGAGAUCUGUUAGCAUCAUGUCAGGAAAAUGCUAAGGUUUUUUUUCUCUUUACAAGCACAACUAUACUUAUCACUAUUCAGUCUGCAUGAAACACUUCAAGCACGGUAGACUAAUGCUACUGCCCAGUAGUGUGACAGGCAAAAUCCAUGCUAAUGCGCAGUAUAAUUAAUCUACUGCACAUUAGCAUCACAAAAAAGUGUGCACUGGUACUAAUGUGCUGGAGCGCCCAUUACGGUGUAUUAAGUUAGUCCCUGUAAUUACAGGGACUAAGCUUAAUGUGCCAUAAUUACAGCACAUUAAUGAAUGUGUAGACAUUCCCAGUAUUUGCCAGAAAGUUGUUUCAAAAGCCUCCCUAGCCCAUUACUUUUUGGAAAUAAAACGACUAAAAGUCUUUGAUGCACAGAAGAGGGUUUCAGAAACUUGAGAAAGUAAAUGGCAGCGGAAGAAUAUUGUAGAAGACAAAAAAAAUCUUUUGUAUAUGUUUAAUUAGAUAUUCCCAGGUGCUCUCACUUGCGAAAAGUAAUUCUGCCAAAUCAGAGAUUCUCAUAAUUUUCUAAUGAAAUGUUGUUUUUGUUGAAAGGUAAGAGGCAACAUGAAACAACUUGAACAAAUCAGUUCAAGAGCUUUAAUGCAAAAGGAAACAUGGCAUUAACACAGUACAAAGUAGAGCUUUCUCGCAACGGGCUAUGUUCUGUUAUUGAUUUGUUUUUGAUGUAUUAUAGAACAAUCUCUCUACAUUAAAAUAAGCAGAUGUUCGGGCAUUCUUACCACUGCUUUGUAAGACCUGAAAUGAUGCUUACAAAGAAUUGCUUCAUAUGAAAGUGCCUGUCACCCGUUACCUCUAAGUGACCUGAAAUGGUUCUGUGAGAGCAAGUAAGAAAAUUGGGGGGUUAAUUGUUACAAGUGAUGGAAGUCCUGAUAUGGAUUAACUGGAAUCCAGUUCAGCAUCCAUUAGCUGCACUGCCGUAGGCAGUAAAUUACACUUUAGUUAUCUUCUUUUCUGUAUAAAAUCUUAACCAAUAUACAUUUAGAUUUUCUAAUGACUGUAUUUUGGCAUUCCUUUGGACCACAACAACUCUCAUCUCAUAAGUUGUUUGGAUAAUCUGUACUUACCAUAAAUCAGUAUAUUUUGUUUUUGCACUGUCCACAUUAGCAAUUAUUAAAAAAAACAUUUUUCCUUUCAGGAAUAUAAACCACUGAUUAUCAAUGCACUUUUCCCAAUAUAAAGCUUUAUUUAAAAAUCUAACCAACUGGGACCCCUAUUCUGUGUUUGUUACGUAAGUAGUCUGUUGACUUCAAUAGAACUACUCAGCUGAAUAAAGACUAAUGUAAUGAUUGCAGAACUGGAGAUUAAGUGUAAUCAGUGAGUUCUGUAACGGUAAUAUUGAAAUGUACCUUGUGUACAUUGCACUGAAUGAUAGGAAAUGGCAAAAAGUUGCAGACAGAUAUUUCAGAUCAUGAGGCCAAAAGAAGAAGAAUGUAAAAGAAAUGAAAUCUUGCUUCUCAAUCACUAGCAAUCUUGUCUGCUACUGCAAUAUCUUUUUCACAUCAGUAAAAGUAUUCCUUUAUAAAAAAAAAUCCCAAAGGACAGCUUAUCAGAAGGACCAGUAGUCUUGUCUUGUAUUAGGGGACAAGUUAAUGUUGAUGUCUGCACAUGGUAGGGUACGUGUUUGUUUUUAAAAAAAUGUAAGGUGGCUACAGACUCAAGGUUCUCCAGACUCCUUAAUUUGAUGCGUUGCUGAUAUUUAAAGUAUGUCUUUGAUAAAAAAAAGAUUUUAGCAAUGAAUGAAAGUUCCCCUUUGAAAACAUUUUUAGAGUCCAUUUCUUUCAAAGGUCAUAGGAGCCUUACAUGGUCAUGGGAGUGUGAGCUGUAAUUUAUGCACCUAAUUUUGUCUAGUGAUAUUGAAUUAUAGAUUAAGCUGAAAAUCUACAUUGCGUAGAUUCAUUUGUGGAGCAGUUGGAUUUGUAUAUUUGCCACAUGAAGACUUACUAAACUUCAAAAAAUAGCUCGCAGUGUACAGCCUUUCCCCCCCCCCCCCUUCUUUGGAAAGCUGCAAAUGGUAAGGAAAUUAAUUUAGCAGAGGCACACAUGCUAAACAUAGAAUAAUACGUACAAUCCAUAUUUUUAAAACUGUUUCUUUUUUUGUUAUUUGCAGGAAAUUUGCUCUCUCUAUAUAUAUUUGGCUCUUAAAUUAUCUCUCCUGCUUAUUUUCCCCCUCAUAAUUUUAAUAUAUGGAUAUAGAUAAUGCAAAAAAUAAUGGACUCAUUUACAGAAUAUAAAUUAUUCCCUGUUAACUAUAUAUGCUAAGAUUACAAUGUGCAUAGAACUUUAAUUUUGUGACGAGAUAUAUUGUAACGUGCUGCAGUUAUUAACCCACUUAUUCUCAUCUGAUUUCUUAAUAAAAUUUAAGAAAAUAGUUGGGUAGAUUUAUUUCACAAGUAACACAGUAUAAAAAGAAUGGACAGUAACUGAACCUGUGGUCUUAACAAAAAUGUUCAGAGACAGACUGCUCACAUUACUCACACGGGUAACACUGAGCUCAGUGAAAAUACUCAAAUGAGUAAAGUGAACCAGAGUAGAUUUGUUAAGUUCCAGCCAAGAUUUUCUGAUGUGUCUUGUACAUUUGGAUGCCUAAAUAUUUGUCAUGUUGAAAUACCUUAGACAUGGAAACAGACGUCACUUUUGUGCCAUCAUAAAAAUGUUUAGGUUGGCAUAAAGUGAAAGCAAGCACACAUCUAUGCCUUCUAGUGUACCACAGAUGCUCAUAUUUGUGGCCAUAACAGAAGGUGGUAAUAGAUUAGGACACUGUGUUCUGGCCUAUGUCUGUUUAUGAUGGAAGAACAUGGACAGCAUGAAGCUGCCUGUGGUCUCUGUCUGCCCUGAGGCAUGGGCUUCACCGGCUUAAGGGCCCCAGCCCUGCACACCCCAGGAAUUCCUACGCAGGAUUGGGCUCCUGAAUCCAUGAGCGUACCUGCCUUGUUUUUCCUGCUUACCCAGAUGUAUCCCCUCCAGGGGUAAGCAGGGAAAGUCGGGGCUUCAGGGCCCCUGCCUACAAGUGGGGAUUCCCUGCAUGUAGACAGUCCCUGUGCAGCGGGGAUACCUGCAGGGGAAUCCCUCUACAAAGGAUUUCCUUGCAGGUGCAAAGAAAGGCUGAAGUUCAGGAAGGCUGAAGUUAUUUAAAAGAAGGCUGAAACUUCCCCCUUCCCUCCCCCUCACCUUGCACUUGCAGCCCUAGCCCCACACUGCUCCCAGAAAUGUGCACCAGUUAGACAUCCAUGGAGUAGAUAUCCUGGAGUGUGAUUAGUUGUGCCAUAACAUAUUGUGGUAGAGCUGAUCACACUCCAUCUAGGACCUGUUUUCUAUCUAAUAGGCCUAAUUUUCAGUAACUGCUAUAAAUACUAAUUCUCUGAAUAUUAAUUCUUUUUAAAUGUUUUGGAAAAUCUUGCCCAACCACUUAAAAGUAUUCGGUGCUGAGAAAUACUGUAAAAAUAAAAAUGGUUCUGUUAAAUACUUCUGCAUUUUACCAUGUAACAUUGCAUCAUGUGCAGUUCUGAAUUUUAAGCACUGCUUUUUCUGAAAUAUAACCCAGAUUGUUUGUGGCUGUUAGCAAUUGCUUGUCGAUGACCAGUGAAGAAUGAGGUAGUAGAGUCAGUCCAGCUCUUGGUGGAGAGCCAUGCACAGCACUACUAACAAAAACCAUCUACACAGUCAUAUGUGAUGAUCUGUGCAGUUAGUGUAAAACUCAUGUGGCCUUGUCUUCUCCAGGGUUGUUCCAUCAGGACUGUGGUCUGCUUGUAGGACAGUGAAGAAGACUGGCUAUGACACUGCCUGGCUGUAACAUGUACCUGUUUUGCUCAUAGGGAACGGAAGUCCCCAGUCUUCAAUUUAUCUGGGGACUUCGAUCUGUAAACUUUCCUGAAUAGAGGGGUUUUGUAUUUUUUAAAAUUUAAUAAAUGCUGUUUUUCUAUUAAAUUCAAAAUAAAUAACUUCCUAAGAAGCAGCAAGUAGGUGACAGUCUCACUUCUUUUGCAAAUAGGAUUGUUUAUCAAUUUAAAUGUGAUAAACACUGACUAUAGUUUUAAAGAAUCUCAUUUUCUUAGAAACCCUGCCAUUCAUUAUAGAGCUGGUAAUGCAAUGGCUUUUUUAAUGGGAAACCUGAUUUGAUACAGGAUUUAAGUCAGUGUAUUUAUUUAUUUAUUUAGUGUAUGCGGUUUCCACUGAAACAAUAUGCCCAAACCACAUAUGCUAAAUAAAUAAAUAAAUGCACUGACUUAAAUCCUGUAUCAAAUCAAGUUUCCCAUUAAACAAAUUCCAAGGUUUAUGUGCAGCAGCGUAAUGACACAGCAGCAAAGGCUUAACUUGACAUGUCUGUUAAAUCACAUAUUGUUAGCAGGAUUAAUAAUUUCUAAGCUGGUCCUGUUUACAAAACAUAUUGUUUGAAGGUUAGUUGUAAGCAAAUUGUAUCAUUUUACAAAAUGUACCACAAGCCAUAAACUACUGUGAUUGGAUUAGUAUGUCAAAUAUUUGGAGAUAAGGUCUAGUGGCAGUAAAUGUUCUUAUAGCUCAAGAAUAAGAUGCAUACACUAAGGCAGAGUUUGUCAUUUUGAAAUAAACAUUUUCUUGUAUAAAAAUCUGAUUCCUAACAGUCACAGUAAUUAAUAAAAAUGUAAAUGUUAAUAGGAUUGACUGGCUCAGGACAGCUCGCUAGUAAUAAAUGUAUUUAAGAGUGAGCAUUGAAUAAAGUAAUGUUAAUGUCUGUCAGUUUUUAUUAACAAUCUAGAAAGAUGAUAUUUUCUUACAAAUACUUCCAGUCUGAAGAUCUAUAUAGUGUUAUUUUAGAUGCAGACAUGGAUCUAAAAAGUCCUAGUCCUUGCAGGUUGGUCCUGAAGUAUCACUGACUCAAUACUAUUUAGAUAAAGAAAAUAUUAAACUCUUAAUCUUUUGGGAUUCCAGCUUUGUAAUAGCUCAUUUGCAAGGUUCCUCUGUUGCUACUGGGGGCACUGUGUAAUAUAGGCGCCAGGCUCCAAAAACUUUUCAUAGGCCACGUCUACACAAGAUGUGUUAAUGUGCAUUAGCCUAAUUUAAUGCGCAUUACGGGCACAUGUUCACACAUACACACCCUUAAUGCACAUUAAAAUGGUGAAAUUAAGCUAAUUGCACCUGCAAAUGCAGGUAUCAAAUUUAGGCACAAUUAGUUAUAGUGUAUUAACGCACGUGUAGGUGUGAUCCGGCACUAACUUUAGUGCCAGGUCUUCCCAGCCACUAAAGACACAUGGUAGGGCUGCUGGGACUUGGUGCUAACUUUAGUGCCAGGGGGCACCUGUACACUGUGAGGGUGUUUUAAUCCUUAGGGUUACAUUCUAUGUCCCCUAAAUCAAAAUGGUGAGUUUUUAACUGAAUCCCACCAUUUCAAUUUAGGGGUUUUAUUUUUCAUCACUGUUACAGCAAUGGGCUGAUCCUUUUUUUUUUUUUUGGCGAGAAGCUUAAUCCUUUUUU
Molecule: messenger RNA, 8316 nt
Organism: Alligator sinensis (Chinese alligator)
Lineage: Eukaryota; Metazoa; Chordata; Crocodylia; Alligatoridae
Gene: SNX29
Product: sorting nexin 29
Exons: 20
Molecular function (GO): phosphatidylinositol binding
Source: RefSeq, a predicted model, not a curated record